Messenger RNA from Loxodonta africana (African savanna elephant), 1607 nucleotides. It is a transcript of the gene CFAP298, whose product is annotated as cilia and flagella associated protein 298. The transcript has 7 exons. Gene Ontology annotation, biological process: regulation of cilium movement. The coding region runs from base 535 to 1407 and encodes 290 amino acids. The record is from RefSeq and is a predicted model, not a curated record. Lineage: Eukaryota; Metazoa; Chordata; Mammalia; Proboscidea; Elephantidae.
AGAAAGGACUGCUGGGAGUGGGAGUGGCGGUGACUUUACCCGCAACAGACCCACCAUCCUUUCCCACCCUGCUCCCUGGAAUCUUGAGCUCCCAGGCGAGUGGGCGGGGCGGCCCGCGUUCCCCUCCAGAGGCUUCUGUUUGAGGGUUGCCGGACAACAGCCACUUCCAGGAGAGGGCCCCCGAGGAUCCCGCUCCACAGGUGCCGGCUGGGUCCGCGGGCCUCACGGUGGACGGAUCGUUGCCCCUGGCGACAGCUACUUCCGGGAGUGGAUUGAGGGUUUCCGCGCACCGCGGCUUCCCCACCUUGGGAAUCCGACGUAGAGCUGGCGGCCCCUCCGCCUCUGUGUUGAACUGUUGCCCCUGGCAACCGCCACUUCCGUGAGCGAGCGCCGUUUCCUCCCGCACCGCGGACGCCCGAACCCCUGGUUCCGGCCUUUAAGCAGCGGUUGCUUGGUCGCCGACGUUAGUCCCUCCGGGUAACUCGGGCCGCCAGGGCCGUGGGCCGCGCACCCCGGACCUUCCCCGGGGCCGCCAUGGUUCUGCUGCACGUGAAGCGCGGCGACGAAAGCCAGUUCCUGCUGCAGGCGCCGGGGAGCAGUGAGCUGGAGGAGCUCACGGUGCAGGUGACCCGGGUCUACAACGGGCGGCUCAAGGUGCAGCGCCUCUGCUCAGAAAUGGAAGAAUUAGCAGAACACGGCAUAUUUCUCCCUCCUAAUAUGCAAGGACUGACUGACGACCAGAUUGAAGAAUUGAAACUAAAGGACGAAUGGGGAGAGAAGUGUGUGCCCAGCGGGGGCUCAGUGUUUAAAAAAGAUGAUGUCGGACGAAGGAACGGUCAAGCUCCAAAUGAAAAAAUGAAGCAGGUGUUAAAGAAGACUAUAGAAGAAGCCAAAGCAAUCAUCUCCAAGAAACAAGUGGAAGCCAAUGUCUGCGUUACCAUGGAGAUGGUGAAAGAUGCCCUGGACCAGCUGCGCGGUGCAGUGAUGAUUGUCUACCCCAUGGGCCUGCCCCCCUAUGAUCCCAUCCGGAUGGAAUUUGAAAACAAAGAAGACCUGUCAGGAACUCAGGCGGAACUCAGUGUCAUUAAAGAGUCGGAGGCACAGCUGUGGUGGGCAGCCAAGGAGUUAAGAAGAACAAAGAAGCUCUCAGACUACGUGGGGAGAAACGAAAAAACCAAAAUCAUCGUCAAGAUUCAGCAAAGGGGACAAGGAGCCCCCGCCCGAGAGCCGAUUAUCAGCAGUGAGGAGCAGAAGCAGCUGAUGCUGUACUAUCACAGGAGGCAGGAGGAACUCAAGAAACUGGAAGAAAAUGAUGAUGACUCCUGUUUAAACUCUCCAUGGGCUGAUAACACUGCUUUGAAAAGACAUUUCCAUGGGGUAAAAGACAUAAAGUGGAGACCACGAUGAAGUCGGCCUGCUGAUGGAGCUUUCAGAAAUACUAACUCACCUUUCUUUUAGGCAAAGUAAUUUUAGUAAUAAAAAGAGCACCCACAACACUGUACAGAAGAUGCUGAAAUUUCUGAUUUUCCUAGUGUUUCUCUUAACUUCAGUUUUUAAAGUAAAGGUUAUUUAAGGUUAUAGAACUUAAUAAAUGCAUCCUAAAAGAA